Messenger RNA from Panicum hallii, 1908 nucleotides. RefSeq lists its product as uncharacterized. NCBI's taxonomy places the organism in Eukaryota, Viridiplantae, Streptophyta, Magnoliopsida, Poales, Poaceae. The record is from RefSeq and is a predicted model, not a curated record. The transcript is spliced from 6 exons. The annotation marks the transcript as partial.
AUUCCUCCUGCGGUUGCUAACCUUUUACAGGAGUACGCUGAUGUCUUUCCCAAGGACUUACCACCGGGUCUUCCCCCGCUCCGUGGAAUUGAGCAUCAGAUCGAUCUCAUUCCCGGCGCACAGCUUCCGAACCGAGCACCAUACCGUACAAAUCCGGAUGAGACGAAGGAGAUCCAGCGCCAGGUGCAGGCGUUGCUUGACAAGGGUUACAUUCGUGAGUCUCUUAGCCCUUGCUCAGUUCCUGUGUUACUUGUUCCAAAGAAAGAUGGCUCAUGGCGUAUGUGUGUAGACUGUCGCGCUAUUAAUAACAUCACCAUUCGUUAUCGAUACCCUAUACCACGCCUUGAUGAUAUGCUAGAUGAGCUUAGUGGCGCCAUUCUUUUCACUAAAAUUGAUUUGCGUAGUGGUUACCAUCAGAUUCGAAUGAAACUGGGUGAUGAAUGGAAAACGGCUUUUAAAACGAAAUUUGGGUUAUAUGAAUGGUUGGUUAUGCCGUUUGGUUUGACUAAUGCUCCCAGCACCUUUAUGCGUUUGAUGAAUGAAGUUCUAAGGCCCUUCAUAGGAUUUGUUGUGACUCCGCAGGGCAUUGAGGUGGACAGCAGCAAGAUUGAUGCCAUUCGGGAAUGGCCUACACCGACGACGGCUUUGAAACAUAUUCGUACCCAAACAAAUCUGAACCGUCGUCAUGCUAAUUGGGUAGAAUUCAUUGAGUCUUUCCCUUACAUUAUUAAACACAAGAAUGGGAAGGAAAAUGUCAUUGCCGAUGCUUUGUCUCGUCGAUAUACCAUGCUGUCCCAGUUAGAUUUUAAAAUCUUUGGCUUGCAAACUGUGAAAGAUCAAUAUGUUGAUGAUGCUGAUUUUAAAGAAAUCUUAGCUCAUUGUAUGGAAGGCAAACCAUGGGGCAAAUUUUACAUGCAGGAUGGGUUCCUGUUUCGCGCUAACAAGCUGUGUGUUCCAGCAAGCUCGGUUCGUCUUUUGUUGUUACAGGAAGCACACGGAGGCGGUCUCAUGGGACACUUUGGCGUCUACAAGACGCAUGAGAAGGGCAUGAAACUCUCCGAGCUACUCAAAGACAACUCCCGCCUUGUGGCUCACCUCGACUCACUGCCUUUUCAAGAUGGCAGGCCCCUCUCGCCCAUCCACGAGGAAGACACCAUACAAGUCGGCUACAGCUCUGAUGAGCACACCUCACACCGCCACAUGUUCAUAGCGGAGGAAGGUGAAGGCAACCAGUACGCCAACAAACUACCCAAGCACAUCUCCGAAGAUGAGCUCACAGCCAACAUUAGCGUCGAGGAUGAAACCCAGGGGUGUGCCGAGCGCAGGAGGAACGCCACGGAGCGCCAACGCCGGAUACAGCAUGAUAAUGAUGCUGAAUUCGUACCAGCUAGAGAAGAAGGCUUUCAUGGCUUCAAACCAAUUGGCAUCACCAAGUACGAUAGCAAGCAAGCUCCCCAGUGGUGGAUCAAUUGUUACUCCACGGCUAUAGAGGUCGCCGGUGGCUCCAACACCACAGUUGUCUACUCCCCAAUGGCUUUGGAGCCCGCCCCACUUACAUGGAUCGAGAGCCUGAGGCUCCACUCCAUCGACUCUUGGGAGGACCUAAAGUGGAUCUUCAUCGACAACUUCCAGGGAUCAAUUACUUGGGUAGGACUCCGCAACAUGAUGCAGCAAUGGGCGGACCAAAAGGAGCAAGACCAUGACCACUUCCCGAGGCGUGGUGGCGACAAUGACAACAAUGACAGCAAGCCGGGGAACAACGACCGCAACAACAAGAGCCAGCGGGACUACUCGAGAUCCUCUCAGAAGCACAAGCCAGACGAUCUCAUCGUGGCUAUCGACCUUCCCCUGCAUGGCAAGAAGUCAGGCAACAUGCAUGAGCAGUUCGAGCAACUCCUGCACAAGUAG